UAACCAUCCGCCCCGCCCCGUACCUUCGUCGCCACGACCGCGAGCAAUUUUAGCCGAGCGAAGCGAGCCCCCCGGCUCUUCCCCGUUCGCUCAUCUCGCGCCGUCCGUUCGCCCGCCCGCCGCCGCCGAGGCAGCGCGCGACGCGAUCCCCCCGCUCCGCUCCGCUCCGUUCCGUUCCGAGCGAGCGAGGGAGGGAGGGAGGGGGAGGUUUUUAAAAGCGAGCGUGCGAAGUGGGUGCGCGGAAUUGGACUCGGCUCCUCCUCCCCGGCUGCCAAGCUAUUAAAAACACGAAGAGGAAGUUUUCUUCUCCGUGACCUCCCGCCCGCUGCGCCAACCCACCACCCAUCCGUUUCUCGUUCCGCCCCUGCCUGCCUCCCGCCCCUCCUUAACAAUGGCAGUACAGGCGCAGUACCCGUCCAAUCUCCUCUUCCACGACAGAGGUGAGCCGGAGAGGAAGGAGAUGGACAUGCCCAGGCCGCCGCAGCUCGCCGGAGUAUCGCCGGCGGCAGUCUACUUCUCCAGCGGUGGAGCGAGUGGGAAUCGGAGGAAGCGGCCCAGGGAGCCCAUGGCGCCGCCGCCGCCGGCGGCCAAGGAGGAGUACGUCAAUCUGUUCACACUCCAGCCGCAGCAGUCGACGUCGUUUGCGAACAUGGCGCGCUUCCAGAGCCAGAACAGGGUCUUGUCGUCCCCGUCUCCCGCCGCGACCGCGCUCGUGUCGACUGGCCUCCGCCUGGCAUUCGACGAGCAGCAGCAGCAGCAACAACAACAACAACAACAGGAGAGCAAACAGAUGAUGAAUGUCCUGCGCCACUCGUCGUCGCAAUCGCUGUUCGCCUCAGUCUCCGACGAGCUUGCCGCGCAGGUGAAGCAGCAUGAUGACGAGAUCGACCGGUUCAUCCGGGAGCAGGGCGAGCAGCUCAGGCGGGCGAUGGCCGAUCGGCUGCGGCGCCACAACCGGGCGAUUCUGGUCAAGGCAGACCAGUCCGCCGCGCGCCGGCUCCGGGAGAAGGCGGCGGAAGCGGAGCGCGAGGCGCGGCGCGGCGCCGAGCUGGAGGAGCGGCUCGUCCGCCUCCGUGGCGAGGCGGCGGCGUGGCAGGCGAGGGCGCUGUCGGAGCAGGCCGCCGCGGUCACCCUGCACGCCCAGCUCCAGCAGGCCGCGGCCGCGGCGCGUGCGUCGGUCGAGGAGCUCGCCGCCGCGGGCGACGCGGGCCCCGUGGAGUCCUCGUCGUCGGCGUACGUGGACCCCCGCCGCACGGGGCCGUCGUCGGACCGCGCGUGCCUCGUCUGCCGCCUCAGGCCGGCCUCCGUGGUGCUCCUCCCCUGCAGGCACCUCUCCCUGUGCGGCGAGUGCUUCGCCGCCGGCGACGCGGACGCCGCCAUGGCGUGCCCGGUGUGCCUGUGCGUGCGCACGGGGAGCGUGGAGGCCAUCCUCUGUUGAGCUGUCGUCCUCGCCUCAUCCGGCCAUCCAUCCCGUGAGCCGGUGAGUGCAUGUUGUGCAGGAACCCAUCAAUGCCUUCCCAAAAAACGAGAGAAAAAAAAAGAGAGAAGCCGUAGGAAAGCUAGAAUCUUCCCCUUUCUUUUUUUCUUCCCAAGUUUUUGUUCAUAUCGAUUUCGAGCAUCCCUUCCUCAAAUCUCCUUUUUAUACUAGGGGUUUAGGAGAAUUCAAUUGAUAAGUUCAUUGUUAAUACUAGUAUAAGCAGCAAGUGCAGCAGGUGAACGGUGCCGCGCAUCUUUGAUUUC
Panicum virgatum (switchgrass) is the source of this 1740-nucleotide messenger RNA. RefSeq names its product BOI-related E3 ubiquitin-protein ligase 1-like. Lineage: Eukaryota; Viridiplantae; Streptophyta; Magnoliopsida; Poales; Poaceae. The coding region runs from base 392 to 1438 and encodes 348 amino acids. Gene Ontology annotation, molecular function: ubiquitin-protein transferase activity. The transcript has 4 exons. The record is from RefSeq and is a predicted model, not a curated record.